ACAUUUCAGCUGUCAAUGAGGUUUCGGAUUUGUGGUUAUCUUCGCUCAAGUUCUCGAUUUUACUUAUUUUUUCUAGAAGUUUGCUCGGUGAUUCAUUGCGCGGAAUAAAAGCAUAGUGAUUUGUGUUUACAUCGUUAGUAGCGUAACACACAUUGAGCGGAUUAUUGUCUGUUUAUGUGAAGUUUUAUUCGUACUGAAAGAAAAACUACUCUGAUAAGAAAUGGAAUCAAGUAAUUCACCGUCCCGAACGAGUCAUAAUUCUGGUAGGGCUGGCCAGUUGCUUCCUGUACCAAGUGCUCCACUGCAGUCUAAUUCAGCUGUCGUCAGCCAUGAGGCUUCACAUGUAUCUAUGCAACCUAGAGCACCCAGAAGUUUACAGGGUCUUUUGAAGUAUGCUAUGGAAGCAACACAGGCUCAAGAUGCCCCAGGAAAUGCAGAUCUACGAAUGGAUGAAGAGAGGCGUCAAUUCCUAGAGGAAGCAUUGAGAAGUUUGACAGUGAACGUGACAGAGGUACUUGAUAAUGCCAUCAAAGUCCUCACAAACUCCGUCAAGAUGAAUGACAUUAAGAUGGAGGAUCAGCUGCCUGAUGAAGUGAAGAAUUCUUUCACUGUCUUACUGGAUCAUGUUGAUAAUAUUGAUGUGGCUAAUGAUUUCCACAAGAUGGGAGGCUUCGCCAUGUUCCCAAUAUGCUACAGCAGUAAGAAUGCAGAGAUCAGAGAACGGGCUAGCGCUGUGUUGGGCACACUCUGUCAGAACAACCCGUAUUGUCAGACCCGGGCGUUGGAGUGCGGUCUGCUACAUGUGUUGCUGAAUCUGGUGCAGACGGAACAGGGGCAUACGCUCACUAAGUGUCUUUAUGCUAUAUCAUGUUCAACUCGCGAGUUCGAGCCCGCCUGUCGCGAGCUGAUAGCUCAGGGCGGCUGCAGCACCCUGGUGGCAGUACUCAGUGCUCCCGAACCCGCUGCUAAGACUAAGGCUGCCUUCCUCAUCAGAUAUUUUUGCCAGCAUUACCCUGAAGCGAAAAAACAAUUCAUCAAACAAAAUAUAGUGAUGAUAAUAAUUGCCAAGAUCCAAGAAAAUCGGGAUGAAAGUACGGAGCACUUACUGAGCAUACUACAAGUCCUAGUAACAAGCAAUGAUGCCACCGUUCUAAAGCAAUGUAGGGAGCCUCGGAGUAACCUUAAGAACAUUUUGGAAAACCAUCUAAGCAGACCGGAGUUGAGUGAUGAUCGGUUCACUGAAGAAAAAGAGUAUUGUCAAGAUGUAUUACUGCAUGUAUUUGGUAGUACUGUGAAUAACCAGGCUAUAAGAUAGUUUUGACUACUGUGUAGUUUAAUUGUGUUGUUUUUGUACUAAAUUAUUAUUUUCAUAAGAAGCACCAAAAUGUGCCUGAUUGAUAUGGAAACUUGGUUUACCAUAUGAUGCAAUUUAUGCAUUUGUUUUCCAAUUGAGAAUUAUUUAAAAGUUUGCAUAGGCAUUAUUUUCUUUCCCAGCAACUAUUUGUGAAAUAAUUAAUUUAGUAUGCAGACAAAACUUGGUUUACUUGUAAAUAUUGUUUUGCAGGUGUAAAUGAAUAACUUAGUUGUAAAUGUUAACGCUUCAAAUUUGUUUGUGAAGCAGCAGGGUUUUAUAUUGAAAUAGCUUAUUUUAGUGGAAUUUGAAUAAUUGGUAUCUGUGUUCUCAAUCUCGAAUGUGAUUGUCAGUUUAUUAUUUUUUCUCUGAAAGUUUCAAUGUACAGUGUGUUGGACAAAUAAGCCUCUGUAUUGAAAUAAUUUGAACAUGAACUGCCUACUAGCAUUUAUAAGUAUGUACCUGAUCAUUUAUUUCGAAUUCGUUCGAAAUAUAAGCACAUAUUCCAAUCUACAUUCAAUGACCACUUUUUAAAGAAAUAUGAAGAUUGCAUAGUAUAUGCAACAUCAUGAGUACCUACCUAUUUAAUGUAUUUUUAGCUAUCGCACACAAAAGCUACAGCUUUAUAUUAACCAGAAUAAUAACAGCAACUUAACUAUGUAAAUAAUAAAGUUUUUAAGUUGUAAAAGUUGGUUUUAUUUAUGAAAAAUUACAAAGAUGGUAGCACAUAGAUAUUUUGAUACUUUUUCCCGCUAGAAUUGUUAUGUAGCAUUGGUAUUUUUUUUUCAUAUUUCAAACAUGGAACGUCAUAAAUAAUUUUGCUUUUUUUAUUUCCACAACUUCAACUUAUUUAGUACUCGACAACGCGGACUUUUUCGGGAGCCUCUUCCUCUUCAGAGGGAGGGCUGCCAGCGUCCUCCUCGGAAGAUGGGUUAGAACCGUCCUCCUCAGAAGAUGAUGGGUUAGCACCGUCUUCCUCGGAAGAGGAGCUGCUCUCGGAGGAAGGCUCGCUGCUCUCAGAGGAAGAGCUCUCG
Molecule: messenger RNA, 2385 nt
Organism: Helicoverpa armigera (cotton bollworm)
Lineage: Eukaryota; Metazoa; Arthropoda; Insecta; Lepidoptera; Noctuidae
Product: hsp70-binding protein 1
Exons: 6
Coding region: 221-1315 (364 amino acids)
Cellular component (GO): endoplasmic reticulum
Molecular function (GO): adenyl-nucleotide exchange factor activity
Source: RefSeq, a predicted model, not a curated record